AUGUCGGGAACCAAGGCAGCCCUCAAAGCAAUCAACGAUGCUAUUCGCCAGCAAAAGUUUGACGAUGCAGUGAGCAAGGCUCGAGAGCUUAUAGAGAAAGACCCAAAGAAUUAUCAAGGGCACAUUUUCCUGGCAUUUGCCCUGGACAAGAAAGACAGACUCGAUGAGGCUCAAGAGACCUAUCGCUCUGCGACAUGGCUUCGUCCCCAGGAGGCACAAGCAUGGCAGGGCCUGAUCAAGCUGUUUGAGAAGCAGAACGCCAAGAAGCUGGUCGAUUAUCAGCAGGCUGUCGUCAACCUGGCCCAGAUCUACCACGCUGCCGAGGAUCUAUACAAGGCCCAGGACGUGGUGGACAAGUUUGUCGACUUUGUUCGUGUUCACGGCGACGAGCUGCAGUACGCCGACGCUCUCUGGAUACAGCUUCCCGAGAGCCCCCUCUACGGCAUCCUCGAGGGCCGAUUCCCGCAUCCCGCAAAGUCCUACGAGACCAUUGCGCACCUGAUCGAAAAGUUUGAGAAGCACCGGAUAAACACCCUCAUUGGAGAGCGCCGGACAAAACUGGGCGCAAAGCUAUCCGAGGUCACCAUCGAAGCCAAGCGAGAGGUCUACAGCCAGAGUAAACUCGAACACGUCUACCGGCAGCUUAUCAACUGGACAAGCGACGAUGAUCUCAGAAGGACGUAUGAGGAGAAGCUCUUGCAGCUUUGCUACGACCGACUGCUCGUUGCACCAGCUGGUGCUGAAAAGGACCAAGAGCGCGAGAAGGUGGUUGACAUUGCCAAUGGUAUGGUUGCCAUUAAGCACCCCUACAGACUUGCCUGGGAUAUCGCGAUAGAGUGGCAGGACAAGAAAGAGACCAAGGAGUGGGAUGUUGACAUCCUGAGGGCGUAUUGCUCAUUCUUCCCCGAGAGCGACCUCUACAAGGUUAUCACGAGCUUCCUGACGAGUCCCAUCUCGCCCUUCCCCCCAGAAAAGCCCCAGGAGAAAGCAACACCAGAUGGUGCCGGUUCUGAUGAGAGCGAAGAUGAUGAGGAUGGCGGAGUGCCUACCCUUGUUGUUCCCCUGACCGACGAGGACCGCCUGAACAUGAUGACAGAGGGCAUCACCACUGCAGACUCUGUUUUUGCCUAUCGACUAGUUGGCCAGUAUUUGCUUCACGUUGGAGAGUAUGAGAGUACUGUCGAACUGAUGCGAAAGGCGCUGGCCCUCCUUGUCAAGGAGCGCAAGAAGACAGGGCUAUCGUUUGCCCACACUGAAGAUGCCUAUUACCUCUCGCUUGGUACAGCCUUGGUGUACUACCAAUCCCCGCGACAUCAUCAAGAAGCAAAGAACCUCUUCGACAAGGUUCUCGAGCGAGACACUACUUCCACUGCUGCCCUGAUUGGCGUUGGUCUCAUUUACGAAGAAGAGGAGGAAUACGACCAGGCCAUUGACUUCCUCAGCCGUGCUCUGAAACGCGAUGAGACCAACAUUCGAGUCAAGUCGGAAGCCGCCUGGGUCAAGGCGCUCAAGGGAGAUUGGCAAACUGCGAAAGAAGAGCUGCAGGAGUGUCUUGAGCCCCUAGAAACGCAAGGAGCUGCCUCAAAGGAGUUGCUGGGCGAGACUCAGCACCGUCUGGGAGUUUGUAUCUGGAAUAUUGACCCGAGCAAGGCAGCGCGGAAACAACGCAAGGGAGAGUGCGCGUAUGCCUACUGGCUGAGUGCACUCAACAAUAACCUCAGCCACGCGCCAUCAUACACAUACCUCGGUGUCUUUUACGCCGACUAUGCUAAGGACAAGAACAGAUCGCGAAGAUGUUUCCAAAAGGCACUGGAGCUGUCACACGCCGAAGUGGUUGCUGCUGAGCGACUGGCCCGGUCCUUUGCGGAUGACGGAGACUGGGAUAGAGUUGAGUUAGUCGCUCGCCGCAUUGUUGAAUCGGGCAAGGUGAAGCCACCGCCUGGAUCUAAGAGAAAGGGUAUCAGCUGGCCAUUUGCAGCAUUGGGAGUGGCCGAGCUGAACAAGCAAGACUUUCACAAGGCCAUUGUGUCAUUCCAGGCGGCGCUUCGUAUCACUCCCGAAGACUACCACUCUUGGGUUGGUCUUGGAGAGAGUUACCACAACUCUGGCCGCCAUAUCGCUGCCACCAAGGCCAUUCUGAAUGCCCAGAGGCUCGAGGAGGAGACUGAGGCGGACAUCUCAGGGGACACUUGGUUCACAAAGUACAUGCUUGCCAACAUCAAGCGGGAACUCGGCGAAUACGACGAGUCCAUCUCUCUGUACAAGGCGGUUAUAGAGACACAUCCCGACGAGGAGGGUGUCACCAUUGCUCUGAUGCAGACAAUGGUGGACAAUGCUCUUACGUCAGUUGAGAAGGGGUUGUUUGGAAAGGCAGCUCAGCUUGCUGUUGACACAAUCGAGUUUGCCAAGGCGACCAAGGGCGGCGUGCUCGAGACGUUCAACUUUUGGAAGGCCGUGGCUGAUGCUUGCUCGGUCUUUUCCUCAGUACAGAGCCGCACCAAGGACUUUCCCACUCAGUCUAUCCGAGAACUGCUUGAAGGCAGCUCGCAAGAGGCCUAUGAGAUCUUUGCGAGCGUGGACAAGGUGGGCACUGAGGUGGUGUUUGCCAAGGGGCUGUACGCAGAUGAUGAGCAGCCAGGUGUCGACCUCACUCGAUGCAUCCACGCUACAAUCUUGUGCCACAAGCAAGGCGUGCACAUCUCAUCUAACGACCGCCACGCACAGGCGGUAGCUUAUUACAACCUUGGAUGGGCAGAGCACCGUGCUCACGUCUGCCUUCCCUCAGAACUUAGGAAGAAGUCGAGCAACUACGUCAAGGCUGCGGUGAGGUGCUUCAAGCGCGCCAUCGAACUGGAGGCUGGAAACUCAGAGUUCUGGAACGCUUUGGGUGUCGUAACGAGCGAGAUCAACCCUUCGGUGUCUCAGCACGCCUUUGCGAGAAGUCUCUACCUCAAUGAGAGGAGCCCUGUGGCCUGGACAAACCUGGGAACGCUGGCUCUCUUGUCUGGGGAUAUUCAACUUGCUAAUGAGGUCUUUACACGAGCUCAGUCAACAGAUCCUGACUACGCACAUGCUUGGCUGGGACAGGGUUUCGUGGCUCUUCUGCAUGGUGAUGCGAAGGAAGCUCGAGGACUAUUCACUCAUGCCAUGGAGAUUGCGGACUCGUCCUCUGAACCGACCCGACGGCACUACUCGAGCUCCAUGUUUGACCACAUCCUCACGGUGACUCCCAACGACCUCAACGUGGCGAACCUCAUCCAGCCCCUCUUUGCGCUCAACCAGUUCCAGAGUCUCAAGCCGCAGGACUUGGCGUUUGGACACCUGGCAACUCUCCUUCAGGAACGUACACACGAGAGUGGACGGGCUGUCGAUACGCUUGAAAAGAUCUCUUCGACUAUCGAGGCUGACUAUGAGAGCACCGAGUCGUCUGAGAGCCUCGCCAAGUUUGCCCUGGCUAAGACGGAUCUGGCGAGAGCCUACCUUGCGGCUGGGUCUUAUGAAAAGGCUAUUGAGUGUGGCGAGCUGGCGCUUGGCCUUAGUAGUGAGGAGGCAGAGAACGAACUUUCCAGUGAGCAGCGUAAAAAGGCACGACUUUCUGCUCACUUGACAGUCGGUCUCGCGCAGUACUUUGACAGUCAGUUCGAUGAGGCUGUCCUGUGCUUCGAGUCUGCUCUGGAAGAGUCAGAUGGGAACCCUGAUGCGGUUUGUCUGUUGGCUCAGGUUCUCUGGGCUCAAGGAUCCGAGGCCUCGCGAGAUAGGGCACGAGAAGCAUUGUUUGAGGUGAUUGAGAGCCGGCCUGAUCAUGUUCAGUCGGUACUCCUCCUUGGUGUCAUUGCCCUGCUCGACAAUGACGAGGACAGCCUCGAGGCAGUUGUGGAAGAACUCCAUGGCCUCCGCACAAACGACAAGGUGACGGCUUCAGAGCAGUCCAAGAUUGGCCAAGUACUACGUGCGAUCGCCACGCUCGGUGAAGGCAAGACAGAAGACGACAUGAAGACUCAGAUCCAGACGGACAUUAUGCUGUACCCAGAUCUGCCCCACGGCUGGGCUGCUCUGGCAGAGUCUGCGGGAGACGAACACGCGGCGCAGAUGGCGCUCAAGGUCGCAGCCAGGGGCAUUCCUCCAUGGGGUCUGCUCGAGGCCCAGGAUCUGGCCGAGGCGUAUGCUGGAACUGAAACUGCUGGUGAUGCUCAGACGGCGGCGGUGCUGGCGCCUUGGGAGCAGAGUGGAUGGAACUCGCUGGCCGUCGCAACCGAAGGAAUCUAA
Fusarium keratoplasticum is the source of this 4266-nucleotide messenger RNA. RefSeq lists its product as uncharacterized. Gene Ontology annotation, molecular function: protein binding. Bases 1 to 4266 code for a protein of 1421 amino acids. The transcript is spliced from 2 exons. The record is from RefSeq and is a predicted model, not a curated record. Lineage: Eukaryota; Fungi; Ascomycota; Sordariomycetes; Hypocreales; Nectriaceae. Gene Ontology annotation, cellular component: Ski complex.